Triplophysa dalaica is the source of this 4014-nucleotide messenger RNA. It is a transcript of the gene fnbp1l, whose product is annotated as formin binding protein 1-like. Gene Ontology annotation, biological process: signal transduction. Lineage: Eukaryota; Metazoa; Chordata; Actinopteri; Cypriniformes; Nemacheilidae. Bases 149 to 1945 code for a protein of 598 amino acids. The transcript is spliced from 15 exons. Gene Ontology annotation, molecular function: protein binding. The record is from RefSeq and is a predicted model, not a curated record.
GAGCCGUGACAUUUUCGCUGCUUGUUUCACUGUAGUAAAGAAGGGUUACGACAGACGACGGUGGAGCGAGGGAAGGACGCUCAUCCCUGGAGUUUCAAACAGAGGAGACGUUAGUUGUCGGAGUUUUUCCCCUUUACAACAGGACGCAAUGAGUUGGGGAACGGAUCUUUGGGACCAGUUUGAAAAUCUGGACAAGCACACGCAAUGGGGCAUCGAUUUUCUCGAGCGCUAUUCAAAAUUCGUGAAGGAGCGUCUGGAGAUCGAGCAGACAUAUGCGAAGCAGUUACGGAAUCUGGUGAAGAAAUACUGCCCCAAACGCUCCAAAGAAGAUGAGCCCCGGUUCACUUCCUGUUUGUCGUUCAACGCCAUACUGAACGAGUUGAAUGACUACGCGGGUCAGCGAGAGGUCGUUGCCGAGGAGAUGGGGCACAAAGUAUACGGGGAACUGAUGAGAUACUCACAGGACCUGAAGGGAGAGAGGAAACAUCACCUUCAGGAGGGAAGAAAAACCCAGCAGUAUCUAGACCAGUGCUGGAAACACAUGGACAAUAGUAAAAAGAAGUUUGAGCGAGAAUGCAGAGAGGCAGAGAAAUCACAGAUGAUGUACGAUAGGUUAGACAAUGACAUCAACGCCACAAAGUCUGAGGUGGAAAAGGCAAAGUCCCAGCUGUAUCUAAGACAACACAUGGCGGAGGAAAGCAAGAAUGAGUACGCCGCCCAGUUACAAAACUUCAACAGUGAGCAGUGGAAGCACUUUAACGUGUCCAUCCCUCAGAUAUUCAAGAAUCUGCAGGACAUGGAUGAACGUCGGACGGUCAAGCUGGGCGAGACGUACCGGAGUUUUGCUGAGGUAGAACGAAGAGUCAUUCCCAUUAUCUCCAAAUGCCUGGAGGGCAUGGUGACCGCCGCCAAAAAUGUGGACGAGCGCAGGGAUUCUGAUAUCGUGGUGGAGUCAUUUAAGUCGGGAUUCAGUCCCCCUGCUGAAUUCCCAUUUGAGGAUUUCAGUCAGAACAUCCAGAGGACGGGGUCAGACAGCACCAUUGGGACCCCCAAAAAUGAGGGAGGCAAACCAGACCCCAAACAUGCCAUCGGCAGAACCAAAAACAAGCUUUGGCUUUUUGGGAAGAAACCCAAGAUUCCCCCAACCAUUCCUCCCCCUCCCCGUCCAAGUUUUCCCUCCGGCCCUUUCCAGUCUCCCAAAUUCCCUACUGAGCGGAUAACAAACCGCCUGUCUGAAAUGAAAAUCUCAAAAUCUAAGAUCCAGUCCUUCCGAGCUGUGAGAAGAGGGGCACCUACAUUAGAGGAUCUGAGCCACCUUCCCCCCGAACAGAGACGCAAAAAACUCCAACACAGAAUCGAUGAGCUGAACAAAGAUCUACAGAAGGAAAUGGACCAAAGAGAUGCUCUCAACAAAAUGAAGGACGUCUAUGAGAAGAAUCCACAGAUGGGCGAUCCCGGGAGCCUCCAGCCCAAGAUUUCAGAGACCAUAUGCAACAUGGAGAAACUCCGUUCAGAGAUCCAUAAAAAUGAGAGUUGGCUAUCAGAGGUAGAAGGAAAGCACGGUUCCCGCAGCGAACGACGGUCCAGUGCGGAUGUGAACCAUCACACUCCUCAUGGCAGAGAGAGUCCUGAAGGCAGUUACACGGACGAUCAGAACCAGGAGCAUCGGUCUCCACCUCAGCCCGAUCCACAUGAUUUUGAUGAUGAGUUUGAUGACGACCCGCUUCCUGCUAUUGGCCACUGCAAAGCUCUUUACUCUUUUGAUGGCUCUAACGAAGGCACCUUGGUAAUGAUCGAGAACGAUGUGCUGUACAUCAUAGAGGAAGAUAAAGGCGACGGAUGGACGCGGGUUCGAAAACAGAGCGGAGAGGAGGGCUACGUCCCAACUUCGUACGUGGAGAUCACACUGGAGAAAAACAGCAAAGGUGCGGUCACCUACAUAUGAGCCCGCCCAGUUAUGACAUCACACAUUGGAAGCAUGUGUAAGAUUUAUCGCGACUCCUCGAGCGCAGUCUGGCUGACUACCGUAUGCUUUUGUUCACUGUGUGAGCCCGAGGACGAACACACAAAAACUGACUUUGUUCAUCUGCACUGCCACCUUGCUGCAGUGAAUAAAUCCUGAGCUGAGGCAACUUUUUAUUGAUGAGAUUUUUAACGCUUUUAAUGAAUUGGUACUCGGCGAACUAUUUUGAAUCAGUUUUUAUAUUUUCAACUUGAGAAAACGGAAAACUGAACGAAACACCUGCUUUCCAAAUGUCUGUCGAAAAGAUGAUUUGACGAAAUAUUACAGCUCUUUAUUUGAUUGAGGUUCACUUGUAUGUACAGUGUGUCUACCAUCCGUCAUGUGUUCUAAACGCUCUUCUCUCUGAAAAGUCAUUUUGUUUUGGAAUUGUAUCAAUUUUGGUUCAUCUUUUCCAGCAGGUUCCUCCUUUUUCUUAAAGCCUCGCAGGGGCACAGCCAUAACUUUUUAUUUGUAACCAAAGGUUAUAGGCAUUAAAUAAAAACCCAACAAGUUACACCAGGGAAAUGAUCAAGUAAAUUCAUAAUCACACUAGCGCCCUCUAUUGGUGGAGGUAUUUUGCCACAACUUUUUGUGUCUUUGACCGAUUUUUCUGUUGUCUUGUCAGUGACUCUGUCCUCUCUCUUUCUGUGGCUACAGGUUCCUGAUUGGAUGAGUGGGGUUCUGAGGUGUUUGGUGGACAGGACUCACUGCUGUGGGUCUGUUAAUGGGGCGGUGGGGGGGUUUAAGACCGGGACAUGAUUUUAGAGCCGUGCUGGGGAAGGAUGCAUGUUUGCAUGCUGUUUGUGUCAUGUCCAUUAACAUCAUUCCAUUGCAGCAGUCAUUCCUGGAAUAACAGGGUGUGCAGGGAUGGGGUCAAAACGGGGAACCGAGACGCCCGUGAGCAAUAACAGAGAACGAUGAUGAUAGAAACCCAAAGAGAGUCAUUGCCUGCCACUAACAUUUGAGCUCCAUUUCAAGUCAAGGGAAUCUUUGUUUGUUCCAUCUCAUGUACCUGCACGAUCCAUAACUGUUCCUUUCUCGCUCUGACAAACUUGUCUCCUUAAUAGGAUUUAACCACUUAGCCGGCUCUAAUCUCUACAUACGUCUGUGAUUUAUCAGUGUCUUGUUUAUGUCUGUCUUUACUUUAAAAUGUCUACAUUUCCACAUCAAUGCAUUCCGUCAUGAACGUUAUGUCAACCCUGCUGUCCUUAACUGAAAAGCAUGACCAAUCAGAGUAGAGGAAGCAUGGGGCUACAGUUCCCACAGCAACGUGCAUCCACUUGCCCCGCCCCCUGCAUAGCCUUGAUGGACCAAAGGAGCGUGAUGCAGUUCUACUUUUGACCAGCAGGUGGAGCCAAACAUCAAACAAAACGAGCAGAGAAAACUCUUGGAGGACCACAAACCUAUCAUUACAAAACAUACCAGCAUCUCUGCUUUAAUUUCAAGCUUCUGUGUGCUAACUUAAGGCCUGUAAAGGUUUUUCUGCCCUUCUAUGCCCCCCAAUUUUUCCACUCCAGAUAACAUGUUAAAAGUACAUGCUCAUCGGCUCCCAGCAAGGGACCGCGUGUCUCUAAAAUGCGAUCUCAAGUAUGUGUAUUUGUGAAUGUGAUUCCUGCCUAUAAAACUGUAUGCAUAUGGAUGAAUAUAUGCAUAUAUGUAUAUAACUAGUUAGUUUUUAUCAUUAAACUGUAUUAACAUCUUUUAUUUCAGAAUGAAUGUGUUUUUAUUGUGACUUGUUUUCAUGGAUGCUCUAACCAAGCAAAUGACAUUCAGCGUGUGCUUGUACGUCCGACUGUGCCGUUAUCACUUUGUAACCAGUUCUUCAUGGUUGAAUCCUAUUCUCGGUAGGACCUUGGUCUUAACCAAUGCACUUUUUACCCUGUUGCAUUUGAAUAUUGGUGAGCGUGUGACGUCAGAUGCGAAAGCUACUUGUAUGAAUGUGUUAGACGGUGGUGACCACUAUAUGCGGAUUUGUGUGGGAGCAAAAGAAAUAAAUGCUUAUGUCUGUCUGA